UAUUCAAAAUGUUACACAUUUUGUAUAUUUUGUCAUUUUUACAUUUGCUUUUAGCAGCGUAUAGUGAACACAAUAUUUCAUCUGGGGAAGAUAGUCAAAUCAAAAAUUUUACCGAAUUUCUGGAGAAUAGUCUCAAUAGAACCGUUUUGGAAUACACAUUGAAAUCGUUAACAAAGCCCGGUGAUAAUUUUGGUGCUGUAUUACGAUCAGUUGUUUUGAAAGUAGGUUGCAAAGAUAAUGGUUCUAUCGAAAAUAACAUCCGCAACUUGGUCAUAAAAACACCAGUGACAAAUCCAUUUCUAGCUGAAUUUUUCAAACCAACAGUUACAUUUGUAAAAGAAGUUCACUUUUACUCGGAAAUAAUUCCAGCUUUGGAACAGUUUGAAGAGAUUGCAAAUGUACCAAGGGAAGAGAGAUUAGACGCGUUCCAAAGAAAAAAUAUACAUAUUUCUAAUUUCAAAGACGCAGAAUAUGCUGAUUCAGAUGCAAUAUUAUUGCUUGAAAAUGUGAAAUUUAAAAGUUUCAUCAAUGGAGAUAAGCGCAUCGGCUUCAAUACAAAUGAAACAUUGGCGACCCUUAAAGUUUUGGCAAAAUUUCAUGCAUUGUGUAUUGCAAUGAGACGAUUGGAACCAACAUUAUACAAUAGAAAAAUAGAUCCGUUUAUGAAAUCACUUGACAGAAUGAAAGAAAUCGGCAGUCCAGUAAAUGAAUUUAUUUACAGCGAGAUGAAACUGGUUCUUAAUCUCUCUGCGGAAGCGAGUACUGCAAUUGAGAGCAUCUUUGCAAAGGAUGAGAAAUAUAACAAAACCAUUGCCACUGAUACACCGUACACGACAGUUGUUCACAACUAUUUAUGGAUCAACAAUAUUAUGAUAAGAAAAGGUACUUUAAAAUAG
Molecule: messenger RNA, 896 nt
Organism: Contarinia nasturtii (swede midge)
Lineage: Eukaryota; Metazoa; Arthropoda; Insecta; Diptera; Cecidomyiidae
Exons: 5
Coding region: 9-896 (295 amino acids)
Source: RefSeq, a predicted model, not a curated record